AUGCGCGUCCCAUCACCAUCCUGGCCGUCUGAUUCCAGUCCCUCCCCAGAAUUAUCACUACGUUCAUCAUCAGUAAGCGUUUCCUGCUCCUAUGCCGUGACUUCAUCUGCGACGCCGCCACCCUCAUCUCCUACGCCGCCUCCAUCGUCUCCAUCUCCGUCAUCAUCAUCCGGCGGCACCGCUCAACCCGUACCUACUCUCAACCUUGGUCAACUCAGGGAUAUGCUGGAAGGCAUCCGGGAUCAAGUUGAAGACAAAUGGAGCAGCGUUGGCAGGAUUGCUGAGACAAGAUUCGUAGAUUGGAAGAAGCUCUUCAACGCCUGGUUGAUCUGGCUCAACAAGCACAAUGACCCCCUCCUCGUGACGAUUUCUCAAACUCGAACUAGGGCACAGGGCGAUAGGGCCAGCAUAGAGGCACCACCUGUAGUAGCCCCCGUACGUCGUCGUGCUGAGCCUUCAUUCGACGAGCAACUUGCGGAGUUAAUGGCAGCCGGUCCUCCCCCUCCACAGCCCCCGGUGCAAGAACCACCUCCCUUGGUUCCUCUAAGGUACCGCCCAGGACCUAGGACAUCUCGUCCUCGGAGUUCCAGUCUGGCCUUCGAGGUGGACCUUCCUCGACGUCCUGGUACUGUACCUAUCCCACAACCUGUACCACCUCGUGCUCCUUUUCAACCACAUCGACGUCGUGCUGCGCGGCCACCACAGUUUGGUCCUCCGCCCUUUGAAGCCGAGGGAGAAGGACAAUAUCCUCCUCCGGUCGUACCGACAGGCCAUGCUGGACCGGAAGGAGGUCGUCAACCUCGUCCUCCAAGCGAUAUUGAUUUUUGGACAGGGUUCUUCGCGAUCGUGCGGCUCAUCGUCCGGAUCUCUCAGAUGGAUGGUACACUGGUCCACCUGGCCGUGUUAGACAACCCACUGCCCGACCGGAUCUAG
This is a messenger RNA of Sparassis crispa, 933 nucleotides long. RefSeq lists its product as hypothetical. The record is from RefSeq and is a predicted model, not a curated record. The transcript has 5 exons. Bases 1 to 933 code for a protein of 310 amino acids. Lineage: Eukaryota; Fungi; Basidiomycota; Agaricomycetes; Polyporales; Sparassidaceae.